Molecule: messenger RNA, 1757 nt
Organism: Poecilia latipinna (sailfin molly)
Lineage: Eukaryota; Metazoa; Chordata; Actinopteri; Cyprinodontiformes; Poeciliidae
Gene: mapk9
Product: mitogen-activated protein kinase 9
Exons: 12
Coding region: 262-1527 (421 amino acids)
Biological process (GO): protein phosphorylation
Molecular function (GO): ATP binding; MAP kinase activity
Source: RefSeq, a predicted model, not a curated record
UCACCCUCUUUCCUCGCUGCUCUGUCUCUGCUUGUUUCGGCUUCUCCGCGCUGCGCUGCCGCUGGAGUUAGCUCGGACCAGAGGUCUGUCUGCUUGUCAGUGGUGAGAGUCACGACUCUGGUUGUUUUAAACUUUCCCCCCCACUUCACCGUCGUUCCUAAAAGAGUGGGGAAGAGUUUGACUCACGUUUUGGAUGCAUGGGAGCUUCCUGGGAGCGGCGAAAGGAGAAGACUGUGCUGCUGGUCCUGACUUCUCAGCACGAUGAGUGAGGCGGAGGGCCAGUUCUACAGUGUGCAGGUGGGGGACUCCACCUUCACUGUGCUCAAGCGCUACCAGCAGCUUCGUGCCAUUGGCUCAGGGGCCCAAGGCAUUGUCUGCUCUGCUCUGGAUACAGUCCUCGGUAUACCAGUGGCUGUGAAGAAGCUCUGUCGACCCUUUCAGAACCAGACCCAUGCAAAGCGGGCCUACAGGGAGCUGGUGCUGCUGAAAUGUGUCAACCACAAAAAUAUCAUCCGUCUGAUCAAUGUUUUCACGCCUCAGAAGUCUCUGGAGGAGUUCCAGGAUCUUUACCUGGUAAUGGAGCUGAUGGAUGCCAGUUUAUGUCAGGUGAUUCACAUGGACCUGGACCACGAGAGGAUGUCCUACCUGCUCUAUCAGAUCCUUUGUGGCAUCAGGCACCUGCACUCAGCUGGGAUCAUCCACAGAGAUCUGAAGCCCAGCAACAUUGUUGUGAAGUCUGAUUGCACUUUGAAAAUCCUUGACUUUGGUCUCGCACGGACGGCUUGCACAAACUUCAUGAUGACCCCCUACGUAGUAACCCGAUACUACCGCGCCCCGGAGGUCAUCCUGGGCAUGAAGUAUAAGGAGAACGUGGACCUGUGGUCAGUUGGCUGCAUAAUGGCUGAAAUGAUCUGUCAUAAAGUCCUCUUUCCUGGAAAGGACUACAUCGACCAGUGGAAUAAAGUGAUUGAGAUUCUGGGCACGCCCAGCGUCGAGUUCAUGAACCGACUGAUGGAGACCGUAAGGAACUAUGUGAUGAACAAGCCACAGUAUCCAGGCGUCAGCUUCACAGAGCUGUUCCCAGAUUGGGCUUUCCCUUCUGAAUCUGAACAAGACAAAGUGAAAACAGCUGUUCAAGCUCGGGAUCUGCUCUCCAAAAUGCUGGUCAUUGAUCCGGAAUGCCGCAUCUCGGUGGAGGAAGCCCUUCAUCACCCCUACAUCCACGUGUGGUACGACCCCGCGGAGGCGGACGCGCCUCCUCCUCAGAUUUCAGAUAAGCAGCUGGAGGAGAGAGAGCACACCAUCGAGCAGUGGAAAGAACUUAUUUAUGAAGAAGUGAUGGACUGGGAGGAGAGGAACAAGAACGGCCUAAUGAAAGAAGACUGCUCAGAUGUGGCGUCCAGUUCCGCUUCCCAGUCGUCCUCGGCCAACGACAUUUCGUCCAUGUCCACAGAGCACACGCUGGCGUCGGACACAGACAGCAGCAGCAUCGACACGCUGACGGGGCCGCUCGACGAGAGUCAGUGAACGCCUCAGCUGUCAGCUCCCAGCCCCCAAGUCGUCCCACUCAACUAAAAUACUCAAACGAUCCAUCUGCCUCUGUUUAGGUUUGAUCCCCUCUAACUUGUGUUUCUGUUCUUUUCUCUCAGUGAAGCAAUUUUUUUUUUUUUUUUGUUGGUUUCCCAUUUGUGAUCAGGUGGAUCUUGUUUGCGACUGUUGCCUGGAGGUCAGAGUUAUGCUUGUGUAAAAAAGCAAAA